CGAAACUAGUUCAUAAUUUAAUUAGGUGGGUUGGGAAUGAUGCACCCCUCUGCCAUAUAAAAAAAAAUAAAGCACCCAUUUAGGUCAGAAAAUUAACAUAUAACCAGGCCACAGUAGGAUGAUAGUAGGUUACAUCUUGUAGAAAGCAUUUUCUCUUUUUUCAUAAAGGGUGCAUAUCCACAAGAACAUUUUUUUUGUUUUUUUGUUUUAUCUGUUUUCCUUCAAUGCAGAAGUAGCCAUGCCGAAGCCUUGUGACUUGCAAAUCAACAUUGAUGGUCAGCAGAUAUUCUUUUUGAAAGAGAAGGUUAUAUCAAAAUACUGUGGGGGGUUGAAGAAAGUCUUGAAUCACCAAAAGAGAAGAUGUCAAGUGAAGCAGUUGGGGAUUAGGAUCAAUGAUUUCCCUGGAGGACCAGAAGGGUUUGAGCUAGUUUCAAGGUUUUGUUACAACAAUGGCAAAAUCCAAAUCACUGUAGCUAAUGUGUCUCUCCUCCACUGUUGUGCUGUUUAUCUUGGAAUGACUGAGGAGGUAUUCAGCAACAAUCUCUUGCAACAAACAGAAACUUUUCUUGAGGGAAUCUAUUACUGGAAAUGGAGUGACAUACAAGCAAGUCUCAAGAGUUGCCAGUUGUUUUAUGCAUAUGUAGAUGGCUAUGGUCUAUUGGAGAAGAUCAUUUGUGCCUUGGCAAAGAUUGUCCAGAAUUCAGAUGCAAACUUCGUCACUUCCUCACCUUCAUGUUCAUCAUCAUCAACUUCACCAGAAAGCAAUUCUGCUAAGAGAUUCUCUUUUGCAUCCAAAGCCACCCCAGAAAAAAUAAAGUCAACUUUGUCACGCAAGGCAUGGUGGUUUGAUGAUUUGGAAACUUUACCACCAAAGAUCAUUGAGAAACUCUUCCAGACUAUUGGAGCAUACAAAGCUGAUAACAAAGAUUUAGUCCUCACAAGGUUUCUGUUACAUUAUCUGAAAAUAGCUACUCAAACCGGAGUGGUUAAUUGCAGUAACAGCAAUGAGUAUGCUGCUCUUGCAGAAACAGCUGCUUAUGGAGUCAUAUUUGUUGGAAGAAUGAACUUUUCUUGCAGAGGCCUUUUUUGGGUACUAAGGAUUGUAUCAAAGUUUGGGUUGAGUAGAGGCUGCAGAACUGAAUUGGAGAAAUUGAUUGGUGGGAUGCUUGAGCAAGCUACACUAGAUGAUCUUCUAGUCUCUGGUCAUGACAUAGGAGUUUAUUAUGAUGUUAAUUUGGUGAUAAGAUUGGUUAGACUAUUUGUUGAUAUUAAUGGUUCUGAUGGAGUGUCUUUAGAGAAACUGAAAAAGGUUGGUAGGUUAGUUGACAAGUAUUUGAGAGAGAUAUCCCCUGACCAGAACCUCAAGAUCUCUAAAUUUCUUGGAGUAGCAGAAUGCUUACCAGACUCUGCAAGGGAUUGUUAUGAUGGAGUCUACAAGGCCAUUGACAUCUAUAUUGAGUCUCACCCAAUUAUCACAUUUGAAGAAAGAUCGAGACUGUGUAGAUGUCUUAAUUACAGCAAACUCAGCUUUGAAGCUAGUAAGGAUCUGGCCAAGAACCCCAGAAUACCUCCAAGGGUUGCAAUGCAGGCUCUCAUUUCUCAACAAUCAAAAAUCCCAACGAGUGACUUUGUAACCGAGAGUCCAAGAAUGAAGCCUUCCCAAAUAGUUUUGUACAAUGAAACCAACAAAGAUAGCUUCUCCCAAGAGAAGAAAGAUAUGAGACUAAACCUGGAGAGAAUGCAAUGGGGAGUGAUAGAAUUGGAGAAAUUACACAAAAUGAACGGUCAAGUGUCAAAGUUGUUGACUCAUCAUGUCUCGCUUAAUCCUGCACGUGCUUCAUCAUCACCAAGAUUUUGUUGAUAAGAUCUGGUGCACCUGUUUUACUACUGUCCAAGAUAUUAUGGCAUUUCUGGAAAUGUAUAAAGCUGUAAUUGUAAUUUUAUUUUAUAUUUGCUUUAGAAUUUCAACGUGAUAGUUGGAGUCAAAUAGUAAAGAUUUCUUCAUUAUGGCAACACCUGAAGUUGCCUACAUAAA
Molecule: messenger RNA, 2035 nt
Organism: Cajanus cajan (pigeon pea)
Lineage: Eukaryota; Viridiplantae; Streptophyta; Magnoliopsida; Fabales; Fabaceae
Product: BTB/POZ domain-containing protein At1g50280
Source: RefSeq, a predicted model, not a curated record